Oryza sativa Japonica Group (Japanese rice) is the source of this 1971-nucleotide messenger RNA. RefSeq names its product AP2-like ethylene-responsive transcription factor At1g79700. The record is from RefSeq and is a predicted model, not a curated record. Gene Ontology annotation, molecular function: DNA-binding transcription factor activity; DNA binding. Lineage: Eukaryota; Viridiplantae; Streptophyta; Magnoliopsida; Poales; Poaceae. Gene Ontology annotation, biological process: regulation of DNA-templated transcription.
GCUGAUGAUGGUGAUUAGCAACCCAAAAAACCCAUCUCUGCGCUGCACUUCCUUUCGUUCCCCCCCUCCGCUAUAAAUUACAAAACUUCAGGGGCUCCACUUCGCUGCCUCUCCUCCUCCUCCUCACCUGCACCUGCACCAACGCGAGAGAUCAUGGCGAAGAGAUCGUCUCCUGAUCCUGCAUCAUCUUCUCCAUCUGCAUCAUCCUCGCCGUCGUCUCCUUCCUCCUCUUCCUCCGAGGAUUCCUCUUCGCCCAUGUCGAUGCCCUGCAAGAGGAGGGCGAGGCCGAGGACGGAGAAGAGCACCGGCAAGGCCAAGAGGCCCAAGAAGGAGAGCAAGGAGGUGGCUGAUCCUUCUUCCAAUGGCGGCGGCGGCGGCAAGAGGAGUUCUAUCUACAGGGGAGUCACCAGGCAUCGGUGGACUGGCAGAUUUGAGGCCCAUCUGUGGGACAAGAAUUGCUCCACUUCACUUCAGAACAAGAAGAAAGGGAGGCAAGUCUAUUUGGGGGCUUAUGAUAGUGAGGAAGCAGCUGCUCGUGCAUAUGACCUUGCAGCUCUUAAGUACUGGGGUCCUGAGACAGUGCUCAAUUUCCCACUGGAGGAAUAUGAGAAGGAGAGGUCGGAGAUGGAGGGUGUGUCGAGGGAGGAGUACCUGGCCUCCCUCCGCCGCCGGAGCAGCGGUUUCUCCAGGGGUGUCUCCAAGUACAGAGGCGUUGCCAGGCAUCACCACAAUGGGCGGUGGGAGGCACGGAUAGGGCGGGUCCUGGGGAACAAGUACCUCUACCUGGGUACUUUCGAUACUCAAGAGGAGGCAGCCAAGGCCUAUGAUCUUGCUGCAAUCGAAUACCGAGGUGCCAAUGCGGUAACCAACUUCGACAUCAGCUGCUACCUGGACCAGCCACAGUUACUGGCACAGCUGCAACAGGAACCACAGUUAUUGGCACAACUGCAACAAGAGCCACAGGUGGUGCCAGCAUUACAUGAAGAGCCUCAAGAUGAUGACCGAAGUGAGAAUGCAGUCCAAGAGCUCAGUUCCAGUGAAGCAAAUACAUCAAGUGACAACAAUGAGCCACUUGCAGCCGAUGACAGCGCCGAAUGCAUGAAUGAACCCCUUCCAAUUGUUGAUGGCAUUGAAGAAAGCCUCUGGAGCCCUUGCUUGGAUUAUGAAUUGGAUACAAUGCCUGGGGCUUACUUCAGCAACUCGAUGAAUUUCAGUGAAUGGUUCAAUGAUGAGGCAUUCGAAGGCGGCAUGGAGUACCUAUUUGAAGGGUGCUCCAGUAUAACUGAAGGCGGCAACAGCAUGGAUAACUCAGGUAUGGCAGAAUACAAUUUGUUUGAGGAAUGCAAUAUGUUGGAGAAGGACAUUUCAGAUUUUUUAGACAAGGACAUUUCAGACUUUUUAGACAAGGACAUUUCAAUUUCAGAUAGGGAGCGAAUAUCUCCUCAAGCAAACAAUAUCUCCUGCCCUCAAAAAAUGAUCAGUGUGUGCAACUGAUUCUCUCUGUGUGCGUGUUUCUGGGUGUUGAAAAUCUUGAGAUAUACAGGGAAGUUUUCAGGUUUUUAUCUUGGGGUAUAUUUUUCUGUCUAAUGGCACUGCCACAAAGAAGCAAAGCUUCUGUAGGCGUUCUGUUCAGGUGGGGAAGAUUCAUAUGCUUCUCCCUAUGGUCCUAGUCUCCUAGAAACCCAAAGGCAUUCAACUUGGCAUGAGACAAGUGUCUGUGUUCCUUUUCUUGUAAUACCCCCAAGGCUGAUUGAUUAACUAGGGAGAGAAUUUUCUCCCUUACCCUAGAUUGAGCUAGUUAAUUCUGAUUACUCAGAAUCUUGAAUGCUUGGGUAGUACUAUAGGUAUUCCCACAAGAAAACUCUGGGUAGUUCACAGUUUUAUAAGGUAAUGGAGCAUAUGUUAUACAGAAAUCACAAUAUGUAAAUCUAUCUAACUUUCAGAAUAAACUAUACUAUACAUCUUGGUUGA